This is a messenger RNA of Rhopilema esculentum, 3071 nucleotides long. Its product is annotated as protein BTG2. Gene Ontology annotation, cellular component: cytoplasm; nucleus. The record is from RefSeq and is a predicted model, not a curated record. Lineage: Eukaryota; Metazoa; Cnidaria; Scyphozoa; Rhizostomeae; Rhizostomatidae.
CACUUGGGUUUAUUUUGAUCAGCUGUUUGAGCGGAAAAGCGUAGGACUUUGUGGCGGCCAUUUUGCACGAAACUUUUCCCUGAAAGCUUCCCAAAAUAAGUUUUAAACCAACUGGAAAUAGUACUUCGUAAAGUAACAACGCUUCAUAGAAGUUACAAGGGGAUUUGACGAUCUUUCAAGGUAGAUCGGACGCUCCGAAGUUACGGGACAAUCGCGCCAGAAUUGUCGGAAGAUUAAAUCUAUACCCGAGCUGAAAGGAGACUUGGCGUCUUAACAUCUCUUGAAGAGAGCAGCAACAGUGCAUCUUAAUAAAGGCUUAUGUGAUUCCGCCGGAAAAGCAGAACUAUGACGAACGCCAAUUCAACCACUGUGAAGAAAUCGUUACCAAAUCAGAAACCUAGGCGCAAAAGUGACCCGCGAAAGCCCAAGACCCGAAGCAAACAGAAGAAUGCGGCUCCGGAUACGACACAGGCGAUGAGUACGUUUCCGAGUUCGGGCGACGAAGUGGAAAUAGCGAUCAAUUUGUUUGUUUCAUUGAUCAAGAAACAGCCGCAAGUGCACGAAGCUGUUGUUUGGGAAAACUUUUCAAAUCGACUCUCAGAAGAGCUCAGAAGCAAGUUUGAAGGUCAUUGGUAUCCCGACAAACCCGAAAAAGGAAGUGGUUACAGAUGCAUACGCGUUAAUGGAAGCACUCCCGACUCAUUGGUUCAACGUGUCGCCGACGAUUGCGGAAUACCCUGCAUUCACUCUGUCCUUCCUGCUGAGUUGACGCUAUGGAUUGACCCUGGUGAAGUGAGCUACAGAAUUGGCGAAGAUGGCUCUAUUUGCAGAUACUACCAUUUUGAAAGUGAGCAGCCUCGGUCUGAGGUGAAAAAGAUCCUGACCAGAUCAAGGUCAGAAUCUGCCGAUUCCCAGUAAACACUUGGGUCGGAUUUGGGGAACUUCUUUGUUAUUUGUGGGUUAGUUAUAGUCUGUAAAUGAUUUUAGAACUGCUACGCGUGUAGAUGGCUGCUGUGCUAGAACUUGGAGUAUUCUUUCACCUACGGAUAUGUUUCUUGGUUUUCAGUUGAUUUUGUGCAUCUGUUUAGUUGAUUAUAUUUGACAUCGGUGAUUUACAUUACCAUGGGAUGACGUGCAUUGAAAAAGGUUCGGAUCAGCUCAUGUUCUGCAACUCAUAUUAACGCAAUGAGCUUUGAGGCAGUUAUAUUUCCUUAUCCAUUACCAUUUUUUGCCCGUAUGGCACCAAGUGAGCAGCUACCUAUUAUUACGUCACAGACCUGGUGUUAGGGUCAUCCUCAUUGCCGUGUCUCCUGGUAAUGUUAUCACCUUCUUGUUUUAAAUUGGUCGUAAAAAUGAUUUAGAUUAUCAAAUGCACUUUAAAAUUUUAUGUAAAUUUUGUUUUUAUUAUCUGAGCAUGCUGUUUUGACAUUAUGGGUAAUGCAAUUCAACUUGAGAAGUGAUUUAAGACAUUGAUAAUGCCUGUUUGCUACCAUGUUGCUGGAUUGAAAUGAAUAUAGAGUUAGCAAUGAUAACAUAUUUCAAUAAUUAAAGAUUUUGUUGAAAAUAUAUUGAUGAUCUCUUUAAAACGUGUAAGUGUCAUAGUGUCAUGUUUUAUAUUCGAAAUAAUGACCGCGGCAUGUGAAGGUGCCAAUUGCUUGCUGUUGACCGAACCAGUGCUGCCUCCAAUCCGCAUCGCGUAUAUUUCAUGGCAAGCACCCGUUUUCUCUGGUAACUGAUGCUGCUAAAUCCGAGAAUGACCUUGUAAAUAAUCGAUUGUCUUCAGUAUGUAUAUGCCAUUGCCACAUGUGAUGUAAUCUUGUAAGUGCUAAGAAAUCAUGUAACCAUUGCUGUUGUAUAUUGUAUGUACAAUGUAUAGAGAAUAUAUACAAUAACCCAACCGAUCACAGAGACUGACAUAAUACGUACACAGGAUUUAUCAUUUGCUAGCACGUUAAGCUUGUGAUACCACAACGCCAAGUAACUGCAAGCAAACCGCUUAGAGAAACCAGCUUACUGAGAGAGUGUAGCUUCAAUAAUCUUAAGUUAGCAAUGCCACAGUUUUUGAAGUUCAUAUAAAUGAGAAUUGAUUUGACAUCAACCAAGAACAAUUUUUCCAAGUAUGCUGGUUGUUGUUUUAUUGCGCGUUAUUGCACUAUAUUGGUGCAUGUGGUUAACGAGCAACUUUGACAAAUGACCUCUCUGUAUUUUGAAGAUGAAUUGGUAUUUACUGAGCCUAGUGUCAUUUUAACGAGCCACUGUUUUAAAGUGGUUUCCAUAAGCCAAGCAGUACUUGGAAGGCAACCGGCAUUCUUAAGUAAUCCCAUGAUCAGUGCUUGCCGUUUCAGCAAAAACAUCGUUUCCAAGAAAUUGUUUGUCAGCAGCAAACUGAAAUAGUUCGAUUUUAUUCCUGAAACAUUUAGAAAUGAAGAACUGCUUAUAAAUUCGUUUUGAAUAAAACAUUUUUGAAGAAUCUGAAAAGGUUUUGCGCUGUGUAAUGAAAUAGGAGUUGGGUUAGCUUUCUUCUUAAUGUUUGGCUUAUUCCCAUCCAAAUUUACCCCCCAGAUGUAUAGAACAGUAUACUAACUAGUAUGAUAGUGCGCUACAAUAUUCAUGAUAAUUUCGCUCUCACUUUGUAAACAACGUCAAGGCUAGCCCUUGAAGUUUGUAGAUUUUAGGCCUAGAGGUGGUCGUGAAUGCCCUUAUUUCCCAACCCUUUCCCAACCACCCGGUUAGAGAUGGGUUUUCUUAUAUUCUUUUAUGAUGACGAAAUGUUUCAUUCCCUUCAAGAUGCUGAUUUGGAGAAAGAAGAAAGAAGCGAUACUUUGGUGUGGCUUCUGAAUUAUAACAUAGAGCUAAAAUGUAACAUAUUUUUGAACUGGCAAUUUGGAGACAGAAGCCAGUUGCCCCGCUAUGAAUCGGCCAAUAGCUAUAAAACAGGGCACGUUGUAAUCGCAUUUAUUUAACUGGGGUUCGUUGAACACAGAUUGAGUGUCCACGCCACCACUGCCUACUCUAAAUUUGUUGCCUUUAUCGUGUAGUGUCUUUCGUUUAAAACCUUACGCAAAUUGAUA